AUGAACAUUGUUACAUGUGUGCCUUCCCAGCUUUUGACAUUCUACCAAGAACAACAGAAAAUGAACAAAUCCCUGAAAUGUGCUGGUCAGGGAUCCGUGUCGUUCAAGGAUGUGACUGUGGACUUUACCCAGGACGAGUGGCUACAGUUGACGGGCACACAGAGGACGCUGUACCGGGACGUGAUGCUGGAGAACUACAGCCACCUGGUCUCAGUGGGGUGUCACCUCACCAAACCAGAUGUGAUCUUCAGGCUGGAGCAAGGAGAAGAGCUGUGGCCAUCAGAGGGAGAAUUCCCAGACCAGGGUGAUCAAGCCCUAAUUAUCCAUCAAGUGUCUCACACAGGGAAGAAACCCUAUGACUGUAAUGAAUGUGGGAAAACCUUCUGUGUGAAGUCAAACCUCACUAAACAUCAGAAAAUUCACACUGGGGAGAAACCCUAUAAAUGUAAUGAAUGUGGGAAAUCCUUCUAUAUGAAGUCAGCCCUCAGUCAACACCAGAGAAUACACACUGGGGAAAAACCUUUUGAAUGUAAAGAAUGUGAGAAAACCUUCUUCCAGAAGUCCCACCUCACUAAACAUCAGCGCACACACACAGGGGAGAAACCCUAUGAAUGUAAGGAAUGUAAAAAAACCUUCUUCCAGAAGUCACACCUCAUUGAACACCAGAGAACACACACUGGGGAGAAGCCCCAUGAAUGUAACAAAUGUGGGAAAUCUUUCUGUUAUAAGUCAGCCUUAACCAUACAUCAGAGAACUCACACAGAAGAGAAACCAUAUAAAUGCAAUGAAUGUGAGAAAUCUUUCUGUAUGAAAUCACACCUCACUGUACAUCAGAGAACUCACACAGGGAAGAACCCCUUUGAAUGUAAGGAAUGUGGGAAGACUUUUUAUGUGAAGUCAAACCUCAUUAAUCAUCAGAGGACUCACACAGGGGAGAAGCCCUAUGAAUGUAAGCGAUGUGGGAAAUCCUUCUGUAUGAAGUCGACCCUCACGGUUCAUCAGCGCACACACACAGGGGAGAAGCCGUAUGAAUGUAACGAAUGUGGGAAGUCCUUCUGCAAGAAGUCAACGCUCACAAAACACCAGGUAAUUCACACAAGAGAGAUGCCCUAA
Messenger RNA from Neomonachus schauinslandi (Hawaiian monk seal), 1113 nucleotides. Its product is annotated as zinc finger protein 25-like. Gene Ontology annotation, molecular function: RNA polymerase II cis-regulatory region sequence-specific DNA binding; DNA-binding transcription factor activity, RNA polymerase II-specific. The record is from RefSeq and is a predicted model, not a curated record. NCBI's taxonomy places the organism in Eukaryota, Metazoa, Chordata, Mammalia, Carnivora, Phocidae. Gene Ontology annotation, biological process: regulation of transcription by RNA polymerase II. The coding region runs from base 1 to 1113 and encodes 370 amino acids. Gene Ontology annotation, cellular component: PcG protein complex; transcription regulator complex. The transcript is spliced from 6 exons.